Messenger RNA from Lates calcarifer (barramundi perch), 2349 nucleotides. It is a transcript of the gene nim1kb, whose product is annotated as NIM1 serine/threonine protein kinase. Gene Ontology annotation, cellular component: cytoplasm. The record is from RefSeq and is a predicted model, not a curated record. Gene Ontology annotation, biological process: protein phosphorylation; intracellular signal transduction; microtubule cytoskeleton organization. Gene Ontology annotation, molecular function: tau-protein kinase activity; protein serine/threonine kinase activity; ATP binding. Lineage: Eukaryota; Metazoa; Chordata; Actinopteri; Centropomidae.
AUGUGUAAAAGAAAAACUUACAUAAGAUGUUUUAUGUAAUUUAUUAAUAUAGACUUUGAAUCUUUGUUGACAGGGCUUCAGUGAAGCACUGGGAGAAUAUUUUGUACGAGUAUUUGUCACGUUUCAAGUGUUUGCUUCCUCGUUAAGUCCUUAUACAUUAUGUUAAUGAGCUAGCCUUAUUUUGCAGCUGCUUUUUAAAACUCUUAUUACCUGAUUAGAGUGUUUCUGUUUCCUGUUUGUCGUGUUUUUGAAGAUGCCCCUUAUCUCCAGCCUGCUACAGAAAUGCCCGGGGGCCAGUACCAGGUGACGAGCACCAAGCUCCACCACAGCCUCUACAGCCUGACGGACAGCUCGGUCGCCGACCCCGAGGAUGAGGAGGCCGAGGCCCCGCUGCCCCUCACCCCGCUGCAGAAGCUCACCACCAACAUGUGCAAGGACGAGAAGACCAUCAAGGAGCUGAUCAUAGGCCGCAGGGUGGGCUUCUACAAGGUGCGGGGGGAGAUCGGCUACGGGACGUUCUCCAGGGUGAAAAUGGCUUUUCAUGCUCUGACGAAAGACAAAGUGGCCCUGAAGAUCCUGGACAAGACGAGGCUGGACUUUCAGGCCCAGCGUCUGCUCUCCAGGGAGAUCAGCAGCAUGGAGUCCCUGCAGCACCCCAACGUGGUCCGUCUGUACGAGGUGGUGGAGACGCCGAGCCGCCUCUACCUGGUGCUGGAGUACGCGGGAGGAGGAGACCUCCACAACAGGAUCUGCAACGACGGGAAGUUUUCAGACAACGCCAGCAAGAUCACCUUCGCCCAGAUCCUCUCUGCCAUCAAAUACAUGCACAGCAUCAACAUCAUCCACCGGGACCUGAAGGCGGAGAACGUUCUGUUCACCAGCAGCGGCUGCGUGAAGGUGGCUGACUUCGGGUUCAGCACGCGCGUUUCGAACCGCAGCGACGCCCUCGACACCUUCUGCGGCUCUCCGCCGUACGCCGCCCCGGAGCUCUUCAGGGACGAGUGUUACCUGGGGCCGCCGGUGGACGUGUGGGCCAUGGGCGUCCUGCUCUUCUUCAUGGUGACCGGCACCAUGCCGUUCCGCGCCGAAACCAUGGGCAAGCUGCGGCGCUGCAUCAUCGAAGGCGCCUACACCAUCCCCCCGUGGGUGCCUGGCCCCUGCCAGAGGCUCAUCAAGGGCAUCCUGAAGCCGGUCCCCGCCGAGCGUUACGCCAUCGACCAGAUGAUGGGCUGCGACUGGCUCCUGCCUGUGGAGUUCCCCUGGGUGAUGGUGAGUCCCGAACCGCCCAGCCCCCGGCAGAGCCUGCUGGACUCAGAGUAGGGGACCUAGGAGGAGGAGGACAAGGAGGUCAAGAGCUCGCUGGAGGAGCUCGGAUUCACCACGGAGCACCUUCGGAACAAUCAGACCACGGACAGCCGCAGCCCCGUCACCGGGGUUUAUCGCAUCCUGCUGCACCGAGCGCAGAAGAACAGGGGCUGCGACUGUCCCCCUGUGGUCCGAGGGAUGGUGAGGGACCCCAAGAGAGAGGGGCUCCGGGCCUACAGGGGCCUCAGGCACACCUCCAAGUUCUGUGUGCUUUCAUAACAAACUGCUCUUUUUAUACACACCUCUUUUAUACCAAUAAACAGCAGCAGCACUGAUUUUUUAUUUGAUUUUCCAUCGUGUACGGGACAGUGUAGUUUAAUACUCUUUAUUAUUAUUUGAUUAUUAUCUCCUCCUGUGUAUGAAAGUGCCUGAUGAAACUGUGAAAACAUCUAUUUAAAUUAUUUCCCCUGCAGAUAAAGUGAAUUUAGAAUCAUCCUGUAAAACUGAAAAUACUCUAUCGGCUGCUUUUCUUUAAUUUUAUCAUUUUAAUCCUCUCUGGACCUGCUGAGGGUCCAGACCCUUAGCUUGAGAACCACUUGUUUAACCUGUAAAAUGUUGGGAAGGUAAUGAGAAAUGUUCUUUACUGGUUCUCCGAGGCAAACAGCCAAGAAGACAGCGUUAAUUAAUGAUCAUUAUUUCCUCUAAUCAUUAGAAUCAAACUACUAAUGUUUAUGUUUCUUUAAGGGGAAAGAAGAAGCUCAGAGCCACGUGAACUGUCUCAGUCUCUCAAUCAGACUCUUAUUGUGUAUGAAGAGAUGAAUAAAGUGUAAACUCUGUGCUGCAGAUUUCAUUGUUGAGCUCCAGAGCAGGUGUCUGCUGCUCAUCUCGCGUCUUUGUGGCCUGUUUACCAAAAGUUUCACUAAGUGCCUGCGAGUAAAUAAUAGUCCCGACAGCAGCUGGCAGGACACCAGAUGAUCCUCAGGACCUCUCCCCUCCUCAUCUCCACAACCGGCCCAAACCAGUCAGACCCAAACACCCCAAUAC